UUUACUUCCUGGAUUAAUAUUAUUCUACAUCCAACGUCAUGGAUAGGAAAGUUUUGUUGUUUCGUUUUCUUGUUGAAUUAAUGCUGAUCGGGAGUUUUGCAACUGCAUAUGACAAUAUUGCAUUUAACAAGACUGCCUGGCAACAAUAUCCAUAUCCUUUUUUUAUUUUUCAAUGGGGAGCCGAUAAAGCUGUGGAUGGGCAGUUUACAAACCGGGCAGGGUCAGGAGGACAGUGUACGAUAUCUGACAACGAAAAAUACAAUGCCUCCUGGUGGGUGGAUCUAGGAGGAGUGCUUAGUAUACAUCAUAUAAACAUAUUCUACAGGACAGAUAAUUUUGAAUGGGGCCCCCGAAAUGGUUACACAUCCCGAUUCCUUGGAUUUUCUAUUUACAUAUCAAACACAACUGACAAAGACGAAGGCAUUCUAUGUUUUAAGGAUACAAACUACACCAGGGCCACAAUUCCGGAUAAUGUAACCAUAGAAUGUGUAACACAUGGACGUUACAUUAUCUACUACAAUGAGAGACUCCCGGGAGUUACCAACCCUGAUGGGUAUUCUAAAUACGCACAUAACGAACUUUGUGAAGUUGAAGUUUUUGGAUGUCCCACCACUGGUGUUUACGGAGUAAAUUGCACUUUACCGUGUCCACAAAACUGUCAGGAGAAACAUUGUAACAUUGUGAAUGGAAAGUGUUUUGGAUGUGUUGAAGGUUACAGGGGUUCACGAUGUGAAAAAAAAUGUGACAAUAAUAGAUACGGACUUGAGUGUAACAUGACUUGUGGUAACUGUACCAAAGGAGAACAAUGUGACCACGUGAACGGAAGUUGUCCAAACAAAUACGAUGCAGGGGCACGAGGAGAAAAAGGUGACAAAGAAUGUUUUGAAGGAAGUUAUGGAUAUGACUGCCUAGAAAUGUGUCAUAUAAAUUGUGGAGAUACCAAAAGAUGUGACAGCAAAACAGGGGAAUGUGAAAAUGGUUGCCAGACAGGGUGGAUGGGUGCUAAAUGUGACAAGGAAUGUGACGGUGGUACAUAUGGACAAAACUGUGCUCAGUCAUGCGGGGUUUGUUUUGAUAAAGAACAGUGUCAUCAUAUAAACGGGACAUGCUUGAAUGGCUGCGAUAGAGGUUAUCAAAGAGUCAACUGUACACAGGCAUGCCCUGAGGGAAGGUUUGACUAUAACUGCAGGCAGAAGUGUAACAUCAACUGUAGAAGCGACGGAAAGUGUGACGUCAUAACAGGACAAUGCAAAGGAGGCUGUUUGACCGGAUGGCAGGGUGAAAGAUGUGACAGACUGAUUGAUAUAUACUUUCAUCCUGACCAAAGCACGCCAUGCUGUUCAUAUUUGUACGGAGUCCUAGCAAUUCUGUGUUUGAGUCUUAUAUUAAACAUAUUCUUAAUUUUCCGAAGCUACAGAAAUAAGAGAAACAAGCGAAAGAAUCACAAAGAGAAAAAUACAAAAGUUAAUUCUCAAGAAAAUAUACUCAACACAGAGAUUUAUGAUAAAGUGGAAGACAACGCAGGAUAUCAGGAGCUGGGACAAUUAAGUCAACCUUCUCAUUAUGACAAAUUAAAUUAGAGUGGAGCUAUGGAUUUUGUGUUUACAAUGUACAAGUUAUUUAGGAUAAAGUGGAAGACAACGCAGGAUACCAGGAGCCUGGACAAUUAAGUCAACCUUCUCAUUAUGACAAGCUGCAUUAGC
This is a messenger RNA of Saccostrea cuccullata (small rock oyster), 1703 nucleotides long. RefSeq names its product multiple epidermal growth factor-like domains protein 10. The record is from RefSeq and is a predicted model, not a curated record. The transcript is spliced from 10 exons. The coding region runs from base 39 to 1580 and encodes 513 amino acids. Lineage: Eukaryota; Metazoa; Mollusca; Bivalvia; Ostreida; Ostreidae. Gene Ontology annotation, molecular function: scavenger receptor activity.